Cyphellophora europaea CBS 101466 is the source of this 1233-nucleotide messenger RNA. RefSeq lists its product as uncharacterized. Gene Ontology annotation, molecular function: DNA-binding transcription activator activity, RNA polymerase II-specific; zinc ion binding. The coding region runs from base 1 to 1233 and encodes 410 amino acids. The record is from RefSeq and is a predicted model, not a curated record. Gene Ontology annotation, biological process: regulation of transcription by RNA polymerase II. The transcript has 3 exons. Lineage: Eukaryota; Fungi; Ascomycota; Eurotiomycetes; Chaetothyriales; Cyphellophoraceae.
AUGCCGCCAAAACACCAGCGGAGAAGCCAUACGAAGAGCAAGAGUGGCUGUUCUCAAUGCAAACAGAGGCGUAUCAAGUGUAAUGAGGUGCAUCCCGUCUGCUAUAACUGCGAGCGAAGACAGAUAACAUGCGACUUCUCUUUGACACCGCCAGAAACAAGCACAUCGCCACAGUGGACCAACAGUACUGAUGGAAAGGCGACUAACGGCGAUGCGUCGCAGCAGCUAACUCUCCGAUCACCAGGUGCUCUGGCCACGCCGCAACAGCUGCCACUCAACCCUUUUGAUGCACCGGACCUGAUCAGCUCGAGACCGACAACAGAUCUUGACGUGGUGGACCUAAGACUUCUUCACCAUUUCACCACGGUCGUUGCGGUGGAGUUGGCAUCUCCGGUAGAGAAACAUCCGGAUACGCUGCUGUUAUGGCAGGAGCAUCUCGUUAAGCUUGGUUUCAAGCACGAGUUUCUUCUCCGCGGCAUCCUCGCGGUGGCUGCGUACCACAUCGCCUAUGCCUCCCCCGAACGAAGCGAGGAGUACGGCUUGAUAGCUUCGAGGCAUCAAAGCUUGGCUUUGAAUCAAUUCCAAGAAGUGCUCGCUCGGGUUGACGACUCUAAUUGCCACGCACUCUUCGGAUUCUCGUGCCUGAUCAUCAUUCUAACCUUCGCCAGCAGCCCCAAGAGCCAACCGGCGGACUUCAAUGCAGAUGUGCUGCAGUGGUUCCACAUGCUAAGAGGUGGCAAGAUCGUCCUUGACAUGUUCCCAGAAGCCAUCAAGUGCAGCUUUUUGAAGCCACUCCUGGAUGAGAUGGCAUAUACGGAGAACACAGCGACCUACAGCAUUCCAGGCGCAGACCGGAUCACUGAUCUAUUUCGCAUCUGCAAUAUCUCAAGCCAUGAGCGCGAAACGUCGCAAGCAUAUACGAUGGCGAUUCAUACGCUGCUCAGUGUAUUCACCCAGACGAGCAUCUGCCGGACUCGAGGUCACGACGGACUGCUUGCAUCUCUGGUUUGGCCCGUUCACCUCCCGCCCAAAUUCGUUGACCUCCUGAGUGAGAAGCAACCAGAAGCACUGGUCAUCCUGGCUCACUACUGCGUGCUGAUCUCAUGGGGUGAGACGAAAGACAACUGGUUCAUCAGUGGGUGGGGUCGGUAUAUGAUGGAGACUAUCAAGGAGAGCGUCCCUGACACCUGGCACGAGCAUUUGAAGUGGCCCGAGGAAAUGCUUUCGACAUAA